Molecule: messenger RNA, 906 nt
Organism: Suncus etruscus (white-toothed pygmy shrew)
Lineage: Eukaryota; Metazoa; Chordata; Mammalia; Eulipotyphla; Soricidae
Gene: TIGIT
Product: T cell immunoreceptor with Ig and ITIM domains
Exons: 5
Coding region: 1-906 (301 amino acids)
Biological process (GO): negative regulation of T cell activation; negative regulation of interleukin-12 production; positive regulation of interleukin-10 production
Cellular component (GO): cell surface
Molecular function (GO): signaling receptor binding
Source: RefSeq, a predicted model, not a curated record
AUGCCACAUGGCGUUAUUGGUGCUUAUGGGGACCGUUGGAACAAGUCCAACAAUCCUGAACUUGUUUUUUUCGAGACCCUCUAUGCUCUUAGAUUCAGUUUCACCCUGCCAGCUGCAAUCGACCAGUUUCAGUGGCAGAAGAGGCCACAUGAUCUUCCUGUAGGGCUCAUGGGCAGAAGUAUGCGGUGGUGCUUCUUCUUGCUCUGGGCACAGGGGCUGAGGCAGGCUUCCGAAGCUGUCAUAGGAGGAAAUAUGGCAGGUAGAAUAUUAACGACGGGAAACAUUUCUGCAGAGGAAGGUAGCUCUGUAACCUUCCACUGUCACUUAUGUUAUACCAAUGCCAGUGUGACUCAGGUCCAGUGGGAGCUGGGAGACCAACUCCUGGCAAAUCAUAAUGCUAAGCAGGGGUGGUACAUCCACACCAGAUUCAGUGAUCGAGUGACUACAGGCCACAACAUGGACAUCACUCUCCAGUCAUUGACCAAGAAUGACACAGGGGAAUAUUCCUGCAAAUUUUACACAUACCCUGAUGGACUUUACAAAGAGAAAUUCUUUCUGGAAGUCAAACAAAACUCAGUGCCUAAGUACAACACUAUGUUUCAGAUGUCAUUGCUUGGAACCCUGGCCACAUUGCUGAUUGUCAUCUGCACAGUAGUUGUGGUGGUAGUUGUACGGAUUAUAAAGAACAAGUUGCUCAGAAAACAUUCUGAUGUGAAUGGUCUCAGGAGGACAACAUCUGAACAGGCACACCAGAGACCCAGCAGUCUUUCAAUUCCUGGAAACUAUGUCCCUGAUGGAUUCUGUAGAGAGCAGGGGGAAGAGGACUAUGCUGAGCCACAUGACUACUUUAAUGUCCUAAGCUAUAGAAGUCUUGGGAGUUUCAGCUUCCUGGCAGAGACUAGUUAG